Molecule: messenger RNA, 1614 nt
Organism: Zygotorulaspora mrakii
Lineage: Eukaryota; Fungi; Ascomycota; Saccharomycetes; Saccharomycetales; Saccharomycetaceae
Product: putative Xaa-Pro dipeptidase
Exons: 1
Coding region: 1-1614 (537 amino acids)
Molecular function (GO): manganese ion binding; metalloaminopeptidase activity
Source: RefSeq, a predicted model, not a curated record
AUGUGUGAGUUGACAUCUUUUGCUUUUGCAACUGCUGUGUGCAUUAGCGCUCUUUUGGCCUUUACAACUGUGAAGAAGUACAGAACGAGGGCUGGAUUAACGACAUGUAUUCUGUCCUUGCGACCAAUAAAUGAGAAAGCUGAGCAAAUGAAAGCUGAGCAAAUGAAAUCUGCAUUGGCAAAUGUAAACGAAUUACCGGAUGCAAUCAGGGGUUGUAAAUACCCAGCGAAGCAGCACAAUCUUAAAGUAAAAGAACAUUUGCUGAGUAAAGAAAAUACGUUAUCAGAACAAACUACGGCUCUCUUUAUCACUGGAGAAAAGCUGGAGAAUAACAAAUAUUGUGAUACUACCAGAGAGUUUAGGCAAAACAGGUAUUUUUACUAUUUGUCAGGUGUUGAUAUUCCAGGUUGCUCAUUAUUGUUCAAUUUCAAAACAAACGCUCUGACACUUUUUUUACCAAACAUUGAGUGGGACGAUGUGCUCUGGAGUGGUAUGCCAUUAAGUCUCGAGGAGGCCUUCGAAAAGUUUGAUGUAGAUGAAAUUGUCUACUGCAACGAGAUCGAAGAAAAAUUGAAACACGACUGUUUCGGUUUCAGAAUUUUCACCACCGACCUUGAUAACGUAUGUCCAAAACUCAAGGAUUACUUGAUAGCAGGGGAUGACAGUUUUUUCUAUGCAAUGGAUGAAGCUAGAAUCAUUAAAGAUAGCUACGAAAUUGCCAUAAUCCGAAAGGCGACUGAGAUUACCGAUGUCUGCCAUUUGGCGGUAAUGUCGGCGUUGCCAAUUGAAAUAAACGAGAUCCAUAUUGAAGCAGAGUUUGCGUACCAUGCAACACGUCAAGGUGCUCGCUCCCUGGGUUACGAUCCGAUCUGUUGUUCGGGUCCAGCGUGCGGCACUCUUCAUUAUAUCAAGAAUUCGGAAGAUCUCGAUAAAAAAGCUUCCGUGCUAAUUGAUGCAGGUGCUGAAUGGCGGAACUACACCAGUGACGUGACAAGGUGCUUCCCGAUCUCUGGAAAAUUUACAAAGGAACACCGUGAAAUAUACGAAGCUGUAUUGGAUGUUCAGUCAGAAGUAAUGAAGCGAAUCAAAGCUGGCGUUCAUUGGGAGGAUUUGCACAUACUUUCUCAUAAGGUCCUUAUCAAACAUUUGCUUGAACUGGGUAUCUUCAAAAGAGAGUAUUCUGAGGAGGAGAUUUUCGAAAGGAAGGCGUCUUGUGGAUUCUAUCCUCAUGGUCUCGGUCAUCUCAUGGGUCUUGAUGUUCAUGACGUUGGCGGUAGACCCAAUUACGAAGAUAAAAAUGUGUACUUUCAGUAUUUGAGAAUGCGCAGAGAACUGCAAGAAAAUAUGGUCAUUACCAAUGAACCAGGCUGUUACUUUAACAAAUAUUUGAUCGCAGAGUAUUUACACAAAUAUCCGGAGAGAGAGGAAGUUGUUGAUUUCAACGUGGUGGAAAAAUACAUGUAUGUAGGUGGUGUGCGUAUUGAAGAUGAUAUUCUGGUUACAAAAGAUGGCCAUGAAAACUUGACCAAAAUAACAAGCGAUCCGAAAGAAAUCGAGAAAAUUGUGACGGAUGCUAUUUCUAAAGGCCGUGCUGCCUUUCAUGUGCUAGCCUAA